This is a messenger RNA of Kalmanozyma brasiliensis GHG001, 2013 nucleotides long. RefSeq names its product Ataxin-10 domain protein. The record is from RefSeq and is a predicted model, not a curated record. Gene Ontology annotation, cellular component: cytosol. The transcript has 2 exons. NCBI's taxonomy places the organism in Eukaryota, Fungi, Basidiomycota, Ustilaginomycetes, Ustilaginales. The coding region runs from base 1 to 2013 and encodes 670 amino acids.
AUGCUGCAGUCGUCCGAGGCGACCAUAGAUGUGGCAAAUUGCGAUGCACUGGUCCGCCUCUUCGACGAGUACGCGAGGGCGGUGACGGGCGCAUCAGCCCUGGCCGACAUUGCAGCAGGCGAGGUCGUGGCAUACGACCGGUUAGAAGCACACCUUACUCUGUUGAGCCAACAAUUGGCCCGCGAUGCGCCCAGUCGACAACUUUUCGCAACGUCCGGGUCCCUCUCAUCUCUACUGCGCUGUCUCAGCUCGUUCUUUGACGUACAUGAGCGAUGCCAAAAUGCACGACCGCCUUCAGACGACCUCGAACAGCAAAGCACAGGAAAGACGGCCGACGCAAACGAGCAACAUCGAGAUCCAUACAGACGCACCUGCCAGAUCGCUACACUAUGCAUGAGGAUCCUGCGUAAUGCCACGGCAGCAUGUUCGGACGCGCAAGAGCUGUUGUGUCAACACUUCGACCUCGUUUCGCCCUUCCUCGACAACAUCACCCGCUUCCAUACGCUGAACGACCCGGAUGCGACGCUUCUCGCUCGAUCAGCAGCCCAGAUGCUCUCCAACCUCGUCACCGCAAACCAGGGUGUUCAGCAUCAAAUUUGGCCACGCAUAGUCGUUCCUGACGGCAAGCAGGAUGCACUGGUCCUCAAGCUCCUUUCCUCUCCCGAUACAGGCACGCAAAGUGCCGCGCAGAUCCUGCUCAUCAACUUCCUGCGAACGCCAGCCUGGACAGAGGAUGCUAACGAACGCUGUCGCGACUUCUGUACAUCUGCAUCCGGUCUACGACUCAUUCAAUCGCUGCUCAGUACCUCGGAGAGCAUCAUGAUUCGCACAGCGUCAGCAUCGCAAGACGAGGCGAGUGCGGAGUACGAGCCCGAGUCGGAGAUUCCGGGUCUGGAAGAGUCGCUCGGCUUCAUCUACACCAUCUUUGCCAUCCUGUUCGAACGAGGCCAUGCAUCAAAGCUCUUAUCCGCACUCGAGCCCAUUGAAGAAAUCUCGUCAUCGUCUAUUGCAUCGCACUCUGAUCUGCCCAUCAUCUCCAGCGCGCAGCUCACUCUGCUCAAGUUGCUCGACAGCUGGCUUCACCUCCAGCAGAAACAAGUCGCCGAGGGACAGACGAACUCGGAGGACCAAUUGAGCGGGGCUGGCCUCGUAGGACUGGUCGACGUCUUCUUGGAUUUGUCCAGGUUUGCUCGCAGUGCCAUGGCUGGAGGGAUCGCCAAAGACGGCCAAUCAGCGGAUCAACAGCCACAAGACAGGCGGCUCAUUGGUGUCCACCAUGGGCUGCUGUUGCUCCUACAGUGCUUGCUCUCGAUGAGCAUGACGGCGGACGGAUGGAGCGACGAGCGUCGACCCAGCGACCAUAUCUUUUGGCAGCGACCGCACAGCUUCGCCACUCUCUCGCGGGCGCUCUUGUCCGACUUGCGGGAGGAUGAAUAUUUCGUAGACGAGCUGGUCGCUCUUCUUGAUCAGACGCACCAGUACGCUCCAGCACUGUCGCCAUUCCGUCCCGCCGACGCCUCACCGCAAGGUCCAACCGAGUCGAGCCACGCCAACACGCCGCUACCUGAGGGCCAUGCGCUGUCUUCCACCGGCAAAGCUGCUCACGAGGGGAAAGAAACGCAACCCAGCUAUGGCUUUGACCACCUCAAGCGCGACAUUGUACGCGUUCUCGGCUCGCUGGUGUAUGCGCCGACACAGGGCGUCGGCACCACCUCAGUGCCGUCAAGCGCAGAGAAUGUAUCGUCGAAUGACGGUGCUUCUGAGACAAGUCAUCUUGCGUUCACCAGGAAGCAGAUCCGCCAGGUGCAAGACCGGAUACGAGAGCGCGGCGGCCUCUUCCACGUUCUCAACAUGACGGUGCUCGACGAGCGAAAUCCAUACAUGCGAGAGCACGCCAUCUUUGCGCUGCGAUACCUGCUGGCGGGCAAUACGGAAUCUCAACAGCUCGUCAGCUCGCUACAGCCGUCGCAGCCAGACGCUGGCAGAGGUGGGAUGCAGAUGCCAAUGGCGUAG